Cuculus canorus (common cuckoo) is the source of this 8505-nucleotide messenger RNA. It is a transcript of the gene MPO, whose product is annotated as myeloperoxidase. NCBI's taxonomy places the organism in Eukaryota, Metazoa, Chordata, Aves, Cuculiformes, Cuculidae. The record is from RefSeq and is a predicted model, not a curated record. The coding region runs from base 1178 to 3529 and encodes 783 amino acids. Gene Ontology annotation, molecular function: heme binding; peroxidase activity. Gene Ontology annotation, biological process: response to oxidative stress. The transcript has 13 exons.
CGGGGGAAGGAACCCUGUCCCACAUCCCCAGUAGGAAUCAAGACUCUCAACCCACCACAAAGUUCUGCCUUAGGUCUCUGCCCCAAAACACUGUGGAAGCUGUGCUGGAGCACUGAGCUGCGUCCAGGUGGGUGCUCAGCACCCUCCUUGUGACGGCACUGGGUGGGAGGUGGGUGCUGUGCUGCCUUGGCCUCGCACACCCAUGAGGGAGGUCCCGUGCUCUGUGGAUUGGCCCCACCGGGACGUUGGCUGCAGAUGAGGCUCCACCACAGAUAAAAGCGCAGGCAUGGAGGGAGCCGCAGUGAGGACAGCAGAUCGCAAGGUGAGAGCCUGACCCAUCACUGCUUGCUUCUGCUUUGGGGGAGCUCUCAUCCCUGUCCCAUGAGUGGGGGCUGGGACUGUGUUUGGAGCAUCCAGAGGAAGUCUAUACUUCCCGCUGCUCAAUGGCUUUCCCCACCUUGCCCCAGCGCCAAGCACGGCUUAGGGAACAGCAAGGAUGCGGCCGGACCACAUUUCUGGUGUUGCCAGAGCUCCUCCACAGGGAACGGGUUGAGCUCAGUGGUUUUAGGUGAACUCCAGACUGCCUUUGCCAGCAGCUCCAUGGUGGGUGCUGGGAGAUGAGCAGGAACCGCAGCCACAGCUCUGGGCUUGUUCUGAUAAAGCUGAGAGUUUUGGAACAGCCUUCGGAGGUGAGUGGGUCAGCUUUGGGCCAGAGCGGAGAGUGAGAUGAGACCUCAGGGAGAAGUGUUUUGCUGUGAGGGUGGGGAGGCCCUGGCCCAGAUUGCCCAGAGCAGUGGUGGCUGCCCCAUCCCUGGAGGGGUUCCAGGCCAGGUUGGAUGGGGCUUGGAGCCCCUGAUCCAGUGGGAGGUGUCCCUGCCCAUGGCAGGGAUGGAACUGGAUGGGCUUAGAGGUCCCUUCCAACACAAAUUGCUCUGUGAUUCCAUGAUGCUCAUGUGUCCAGGACCUCUCGUGCUGCUCUGGCUGAUCCCUCUUCUCCUCUGGCUGAAUAGGCAGAGACUGCUUUUCCAACCUCAACCCCAAUCUCUCCCUGUGCACUCAAGCUGCCCUCCUGCAGGGCUGCCGGGAUCCUCUGGCUGCUGCCCCGUGUUGUGUUACCGCUGUCAUCCCAGAGCGGUGUGUGAGGUCCCUCGGGAAGGCAGAUUCAUUUCCACGUGUGAUGGCAAGAACCUCCCAGGGAGCAAAGGCACUCUUGGGGCUGAAGCUUGGGAUACCUCAUGAACCCCCGUACCAUGUGCCCUCAGCAGUGGGGGCACCGACCUUCCCGGUGCAUUGUGACAGCCACUGUUUCUUGGUUUUCUUUACUUCUCACAUUUUUUUUUCAGGGAUGAAGGCAGAAAUCUUCUUGAGGCUGCUGGUGCUCCUCAGCCUGCUCCACGCACCUCUGUCUUCUGGCUAUGACCUGGCAGAGGAGCUGUCGGACGUUUCUAUCCUGAGCAGUGUGGACAAAGCCAAGCUGUUGGUGGAUGCAGCCUACAAGCGCACACGCGACCGCAUAAAGGAACACCUGCAGAACAAUGCCCUGACCCCAGUAGAGCUCCUGGGGUAUUUCAAACAACCGGUGGCAGGGACUCGGGCUGCCUCUCGGGCUGCGGAUUACAUGGAAACCACGCUGAGCCUCCUCAAGGAGAAGCUGCACAGGGCUGUGAGAGGGGACUUCAACGUCACGGACUUGCUCACUCCAGUGCAGCUGGAGAGGAUUUUCAAGGCAAGUGGAUGCGACCAACAGGAGAAGAAAAUGACUUGUGAUGCUUCUGGCCAGUACCGGACGAUCACGGGCGAGUGCAACAACAGGAAGCAUCCAUCUCUAGGAGCUUCAAACAGAGCCCUGGUCAGAUGGUUACCAGCAGACUAUGAAGACGGUGUGUCCAUCCCCCAUGGGUGGACGGAAGGAAAGCAUUUCUUUGGAUUUCCCUUCCCGCUGGUUCGAAAAGUGUCAAACGAGAUUGUCCGCUUCUCCCCUGAGCAGCUCAGGUUGGACCAGCAGAGAUCACUCAUGUUCAUGCAAUGGGGCCAAUUUAUUGACCACGACCUGGAUUUCAGCCCGGACACUCCAUCCAGAGUCACCUUCAGCGGCAAGGUGGACUGUGAAACCAGCUGUGACAAGGAGCCUCCUUGCUUUCCUAUCAAGAUCCCACCCAAUGACCCACGGAUUAAAAACACAAAAGAUUGCCUCCCUUUCUCCCGCUCAGCUGCUGUUUGCCCCAGCGGCAGAGCAACUCGAGAACAGAUCAAUGCGCUCACCUCCUUUCUCGAUGGCAGCAUGGUGUACGGCAGUGAGGUGCCUUUGGCCAACAAACUGAGGAAUCAGACCAACCAGCUGGGCUUGCUGGCUGUCAACCACAAUUUCACGGAUCAAGGGAGGGAGUACAUGCCCUUUGCCGGCACCGCGAAGGACCCCUGCCUUAUAGUCAGCAAGGGAGCGAAAAUCCCUUGCUUUCUUGCAGGUGAUUUUCGAGCGAACGAGAUGCUGGGGCUGACAUGCAUGCACACACUCUUUGUACGGGAACACAACCGCCUGGCGAGACAGCUGAAGAGACUAAAUCCUCACUGGGGUGGAGAGAAGCUGUACCAGGAGGCACGGAAGAUCCUGGGUGCCAUGAUCCAGAUUAUAACCUACAGGGAUUACCUACCUCUUCUGUUGGGAAGAAGCUUCCAGAAACUGAUUCCUCGCUACCGUGGCUACAAUGAGUCUGUGGACCCUCGAAUAUCCAAUGUCUUCACCCUGGCUUUUCGUUUUGCUCAUGCUUCGGUUCCCCCAACUGUUGAUCGCUUAAAUGAGAAUUACAAGCCCAUAGGUCCAAAAAUUCCACUGAGAAAUGCCUUCUUUGCUGUCUGGAGGAUCGUGAAAGAAGGUGGUAUUGACCCCUUUUUCCGGAACCUGAUCGUCAGUCAGGCCAAGCUGAUGACCCAGAAGCAAAUGGUUGUGGAUGACCUCCGAGAUCACAUGUUUGAGCAGGUUGAAAGGAUUGGGUUUGAUUUACCAGCACUUAACAUGCAACGUGGCAGAGAUCAUGGCCUUGCAGGUUAUAGUUCCUGGAGAAAAUUCUGCGGGCUCUCGCAACCUUCCGGACUGAAUUCACUUGCUCAAGUGUUGAGGAAUGUUGAUCUAGCAAAGAAGUUCCUACAGCUAUAUGGGACACCAAAGAACAUAGACAUUUGGAUUGGGGCACUUGCAGAGCCCUUUGUGAAGGGAGGCAGAGUCGGGCCUCUCAUGGCUUGUCUCAUCGGCGCCCAGUUCAGGAAUGUUCGUGAUGGGGACAGGUUUUGGUGGCAGAACAGCGGGGUUUUCACUCCACAGCAGCGCUCUUCACUGGCCAAAAUCUCCUUGUCACGAAUAAUAUGUGACAACACCAACAUCUCUAAAGUUCCAAAACGAAUCUUCCUGGCCAACAGGAAUCCUUGGUUCUUUGUGAGCUGCAGACGUUUCCCAAAGCUGGACCUCAGAGCCUGGAAGUCGAAGAGCACUGAGGAAUUUACAGAGCGAGUAGAAACAUCUGGUGACAUCUAAUGCUGAACACUGAGGAUUCCCCAGAUACCUGGACUUGGGCAGCUGCUGAGAUGGAAUGUUUUGCUUUACAGUGUGCAUGCUUUUAUUGCCUGAAAUGUUUGGCCGUGAUUGCUGUCAUUUGCUCAAUUUAGUUUGCAUGAAGCCUUUUCGGUGAGAUGGAGUCCAGCUCUAAGAGAAAGAUGUCCCAGCUCUGUGCAAAGCACUCCGUAUCCCAAAGCAAAGCAGAACAAGUUAUCCAGAGGCUUAAGCAAUUCCACAUAUAACUGAGUUGCAGUGAGCUUUACUGUCAAAAACAUGGUUUGGACCCUCCUUUCAAAGUUUCCAGCCUACAUAGAAAAUGAUCAGGACAGUUCAACCUCUGCUUAUUGUCGCUCUCAAUGUUUUUGUUUAAAACAAGAACAUACUUCAGUUUGCAGAGAAAAUCUACUCAUUUCAUGCUGCCUUUGAGGGAAACAAGAGCUGCCUUGCACCUCAAAUAGACUUGUUGAAAAUGUAUGUUUGAGGUUUUGCUUGAAUAUGGAAUGAAGAAAUAGUCCACAUGGAAGAAAGCUGUUUUCUCACCAUAUGUGCCCUUAUCCCAGAAUGCCUAAGGCACCAUCCAGUGUGAUAGAGAUCCAGGACAAGCUAUUCCAGCAGCCUGGCAUGAGCCAGAGGGACUAGCUGUGGAGCUGCUGAAAUGUGUCCUGGAAAAGAUAAUCAUAGAAUGCUUUGUGUUGGAAGGGACCUUAAAGCCCAUGCAGUUCCACCCCUGGCCACGGGCAGGGACACCUCCCACUGGGUCAGGGGCUCCAAGCCCCAUCCAACCUGGUCUUGAACCCCUCCAGGGAUGGGGCAGCCACCACUGCUCUGGGCAACCUGGGCCAGGGCCUCCCCACCCUCACAGCAAAACAUUUCUUCCUAAGAUCUAAACUGUUCCACUCAUCCUCUCCCUGUACUCCCUGAUCCAGAGCCCCUCCCCAGCUUUCCUGGAGCCCCUUUCAGUACUGGAAGCUGCUGGAACAGAGCAGUCUGAACAUACAAGAAAGUAAAACCUAAUCUUGUCUUACUCCAACUUUCUCCCCUCAAUAUCUUUUCUUGAAGGGGAUCCAAACCACUUUCUGUUUGCUCUGCAGUUUGCUCUGUUGUGGUUAUUGAUCAAUAAAUUGCAAUUUUGAACUGAGGCCAAAUUGUUCCUUGAGCUCUGUGAAAGGUGCAACAGCUGCAGUGAGUGGAGGAUGGUGAUGAGUUGUGUAUGAGGAUAUCAGGCAAAGCAGGUCAAAGAAUCUGUGUAUUUUUAAUGAAAUAUGGUGCUACAGUCUAACCGAUAUUCUUAUGUUGAUUUGCAAUAUGAAAUAUCCCACAGAGAAAGUGUGUGGUGCAGGAUUUAGUUCCAAAUAAAGCCUUGACAUCUCCUCAUCAUCACCUCUGAAAUGGGAAAGGUCUCUGUGAGAUCCUCAGAGCAAAAGAAGAGGCUUCUGCCAGCACUGUUCUAUGAGUCUAUGAGUACACUUCACCUGAGUGGAGGCCCACAAGGCAGUCAGCGGGCCGGAGCACGGGAUGUACAAAGAAAGGCUGAGGAAGCUCGAUUUGCUCUGCCUAGAGAAGAGAAGGGGAGAGGCCAGUGAUUUUUUUUGGUCUUCAACUCUUCAAAGGCACAGGAUUGCACAAUGAGAGCUGCCAGAUACAGGCUGCAACAAGGGAAAUUCCUAUUAAAUAAAUGAAACUACUGUUUCCUCUGAUAGAGGUGCAACAUGGACACAGAGACCAAAGAACUGUCCUUGGAGAGUCUCCAAACUUGCCUAGACAAGGCCCUGAGCAAGUUAAUUUGGUUUUGGUGUUAACGCUGCUCUGAGUAGCUGGCUGUAUCAUAGACCUCCAGGGGUCCCUUCCUGCCUUGAUUUUUCUGUGAUUUACAGUGAUGAAGUGAUUUCUUUCCCAGCCCACUUCUCACCUGCCUGUACCAAGCGCUACCCUCUUGGAUGCAGGUCCCACAGCCAAGGUUCAAUUCAAGCCUGGUGCAUUAUGUUUCUGUCAGGGCUUUCUGGAUGCCACAGCUUUUCUUGCAGAUACCCCUCCUGUAAUGAAAAUGUCAAGCUUUGUCUUUGUUUAUCAGUAAGUACCCAAUGCUAAUCUGUACCUUGUAAAACUGAGUGAUACAUGGAUUCACCACGUAGCUGCGGCUGGAACAGGAUAAAUACAAAUUCCUCAGACUUGAGGAUGUGUCUCCUAUGAGUUUACCCCAGAAUCCCUCUGAAGUUUUUUAUAUCAGCGUUAAUGGCUCUGUUGAACUGAGAAGUAACUGCAUGGACUAGAGGAGUUCCCUUUUGUACUGUUCGCCUUUUGAAGGCCGAGUUGCUGAUGUGGUACUUUGCACUGAGCACUUCCAGCACUUCACUUCUUGAUAGUAUUGUAGAAUGUCCUGAGCUGGAAGGGACCCAAAAGGCUCAUCAAGUCCAACUCCUGUUCCUGCACAAGUGCCAACAUUCACACUGUGGGGUUGAGAGCGUUGUCCAAACACUUCUGGAAUAUUGUCAGCCUUGGUGCUGUGACUGCUUCCCUGGGAGCUGUUCCAGGGCUCCACCACCCUCUGGGGAAGAACCUUUUCCUCAUGUCCAACCUAACCCUCCCCUGGCACAGCUUCCUGCCAUUCCCUCGGCUCCUGUCCUUGGUCACCAGAGAGAAGAGCUCAGCGCCUGCUCCUCCUCCUCCCAAUGUGAGGAAGCUGCAGAGCGCCAUGAGGUCUCCCCUCAGCCUCCUCUCCUUCAGGCUGAACAUUCCCAGGGACUUCAUCCGCUCCUCACACUCUUCCCCUACAAACCCUUCCCCAGCUCCGUGCCCUCCUCUGGAUGCUCUCCAGUAGCUUUAGACCCUUUUUAUCCUGUGGUGCCCAGAAUGGCCCCCAGUGCUCAAGGUGGGGCUGCCCCAGCGUGGAGCAGAGCAUAACAAGUCUGUUCUCGUGGAGCUCUUUGUGCCAGCGGUUUCCAGCGGGAUUUGGUCCCAUUUCAGAAUCCAGCCCAUUGCUUUUGCAUUUAGAAAUCACGUUGUGGUUUUUAACCUGAGCAACUCCCUUCUCUCUCUAACAUCACUGUGCUGACAGUCCAUUUUCUUCUGAGCCUUCCUUUGCUCACUGUGCACAAGACAAUUUUUGUGGCCAUUUCCCAUCAGGUUAGAUCACCUUCCCUGCCUCCAUCUCUCUCUUCUGGCCAGUAUGUUGGUGAGCAGGAGAGUCAUAAAAUCUGCAUGAUGAAAGCUCACCUUAUGAGCGAUCCCCUCCUCUCCCUAUCUAAGAUUCACUUUAUUGAGCCAGGGCGAUAUGGGUGCAGAGACCCUGGGGCAAAAGAGAGUUAGCUAAGAAUGGAUAUGUUCAGUCUGGAAACUGGCGGCUUCAUUAGAGGUGUGGUUUCUGAAAACGCCUUGCAGGUUAAGCAAGACCCGACUGCUUUUGAAAUGGAAGCAUGAUGAUGGAUCCUAGUGCUAGGGAUCCUUGCAACAGAACAGAGUGCUAGCUGAGGAUUCUAGUAUCUGUGGGUUUGAAGCCAAAAAGUUUUGUUAGAUCUGAACUGACAGUGUCUCCAGGGGGAUUUGGGAACGCCAUAACUUUCAUUGUUGUUGAAAGCUCCAGAUAACCAUUAGCCUAACUUCAAACUGUCACAUAUCUGGUGUCUUCUUGAGAUGACAUCUGUCCUCAGUGCUUUAGAUGUGCGGAGUUACCUUUCUUCAUGGAACAGCUUGGUGAUGCCCAGCUGGUGUUGGUUGUUCCUCAGUGUGGUGGUGCCAUGGAGAAACUUUCAGAGUAUAAGAAUCAUAAACAUCGGAAAAGACCUCUGAGAUCAUCCAAUCUCACCAUGUCUACCAAACCAUGUCCCAAAGUGCCACAUCACAUUGUUUUUCAGCACCUCCAAGGAUGGAGACUUCCCCACUGCCCUGAGAAGCCUCUGCCUUCACCACUCUUGCAGUAAAGAAAUUGUUCCUAAUAUCCAAUCUAAACCUCUCCUGGCACCACCUGAGGCCAUUUCCUCUCAUUCUAUCCCUUGUUACUUGGAAGAAGAGACCAACACUCACCUCGCUACAACCUCCUUUACAGGUGCCACUGAGAGUGAUGAGGUCUCCCCUCAGCCUCCUCUUCUUCUCUCAGAGGUGAACAUGCUGAGGAUCUAAUUGAUCCUCACACCCGUAAAUCUCCUUAUGUGGGUCCAUUUUCACCCUGGGGACACCACCAAGUAUGUGUGCUAGAGACAUCUUUCUGCCUGCUCCCCAGGUUCAGGAUUUUGUGUUCUCAUAGAUCAUCUGUAUUUUGGGGUUAAUGGGCUCUUUUGAGUGAGUCAUCAACUUGCCACAGCUUAAGGACACAUGCACCGUGUACUGCAGGAGCACAAUUUGUGGUCAAUGGCUCAACGUCCAAGCGGAGACUGGUGGUGAGUGGCAUUCCUCAGGGGUCAGUGUUGUUUAACGUCUUUGUUGCAGAAAUGGACAGUAGGAUUGAGCAUUCAUGGGACUGGAGACAGUUCAUAGAGACCAGUCAUGACUGCCUCUCCGAUGUCUCAUCCAGCAAAAAGUUACCUUCUUAAUGCCUAUUAACUUUCUUAAUAUCUUAUCAGUACCAAUUAUCAUCUUUCAUGCCUUCCUCUCUAACAGGUUUCUCCAAGCCCCAUCCAGGCUUUCCUUCAACACCUUCAGGGAUGGGACGUGCACCACAUCACAGCAAAAUAUUUCUUCCUAAGAUCUCAUGUCGGUCUCCCCUCUUGCAGCUCAAAACUGUUACCCUUUGUCUUAUACCUGCAGUCUCUGAUCAAAUGUCCCUCCCCAGCUUUCCUGGAGCCCCUUUCAGCACUGGAAGCUGCUCUGAGGUCUCCCCUCAGCCUUCUCUUCUCCAGGCUGAACAACCCUAACUCUCUCAGCCUGUCCUCGUACUGGAGGUGCUCCAGCCCUCAGAUCAUCUUCCUUUUAUUAUUAUUGUUUUAUUAAAGCUGGUUUAUUGUUUGUUUCCAACCAGCAAG